AUGGACGACCCUAUUGGCCACAUCCAGCUCACUCUCGACGCCAUGGAGGCCUGUCAAAAUGCCUUGGUGUGUAGCCUUAGCUGCCUCGAGUUCUUUUACAAUCACAGUACAGACUCAGCCUCCUCCAUCAAUUACUCCGAGUCCACCGAUCGCCAUAUAACAAACACCUUAGACUACCUACAUUCCACUGGUGCCUACCUUCAGGCUUCUCUAGAGUAUAUCGAGAUCUCCCAUCAGGAUGAUGACAAGUCCAGCAUCUUGGAGGCCAUCAAGAGUUUCAGUGCAAUGCUGGAAAAGAUUGAGUUGAUCGACAAGAAGUUUUUUGAUUUAGCGAUGAUUAAAGAGAGAAGACGAGCAACCGAGACUGCUAAGGAGAGGGAAGCAGCUGAGGGUGAAAGCCAAAAUCCUCAGCAUCAAGACUUGGACUCUGCCGCCGACCGCCCCGAGAAUAUCGAUUGA
This is a messenger RNA of Pestalotiopsis fici W106-1, 459 nucleotides long. RefSeq lists its product as uncharacterized. The transcript is spliced from 2 exons. The record is from RefSeq and is a predicted model, not a curated record. Lineage: Eukaryota; Fungi; Ascomycota; Sordariomycetes; Amphisphaeriales; Sporocadaceae. The coding region runs from base 1 to 459 and encodes 152 amino acids.